Messenger RNA from Manduca sexta (tobacco hornworm), 1517 nucleotides. RefSeq names its product mRNA cap guanine-N7 methyltransferase (gene Rnmt). NCBI's taxonomy places the organism in Eukaryota, Metazoa, Arthropoda, Insecta, Lepidoptera, Sphingidae. The transcript is spliced from 2 exons. Gene Ontology annotation, molecular function: mRNA 5'-cap (guanine-N7-)-methyltransferase activity. Gene Ontology annotation, cellular component: nucleus. The coding region runs from base 150 to 1355 and encodes 401 amino acids. The record is from RefSeq and is a predicted model, not a curated record. Gene Ontology annotation, biological process: 7-methylguanosine mRNA capping.
CUGCUGUUGUCAGUAUUGUAAUUCCUACUCUGACUGCGUUGGACCAUAUUAAUUUAUAGGUUAGACUUAGAUCUCUAAUGAGUUGUAAAUAAUAAUAAAUUAUUAUGUGCUUAUAGCGAACAAAUAAAUAUUAAUUAUAAAUAUACAUCAUGUCCAGUUCUGACCACGUGAAUCAAGGACAAGCAAUAGAAAACAAAGAAUUGGAUUUAAAGGACGACUCGUCUACAACGGCGUCCCUAAAACGAAAAGCCGAAGACGAUGGAGAUAACGAAAGUCCAUCGAACAGUGAGAAACACAGCACUGUUGUCGCCGCCCAUUACAACCACCUAGAGGAGAAAGGUCUCAAAGAACGAUUCAACUCACCAAUAUUCUACCUUAGAAACUUUAACAACUGGGUAAAGAGUGUUCUCAUACAGGAAUUCACAGAUAAAAUCCGAGAAAAGGAUUACGGAAGGCCAUUACGAGUUCUUGACAUAUGUUGCGGCAAAGGAGGAGACUUAAGUAAAUGGCAAAAGGCGCGUGUGGAACGCGUCAUCUUUGCUGACAUUGCCGAGGUGUCCGUGCAGCAGUGUGAAAACCGUUACCACGAUCUGCAGAAGCGCUGCGGGAGGCUAUUCGCAGCUGAAUUUAUUGCUGCAGAUUGCACCAGAGAAAAACUACGAGAUAAAUAUGCUGACCCAUCUAUAAACUUUGAUCUGGUCAGCUGUCAGUUUGGAUUGCACUACAGUUUCGAAAGUUUAGCUCAAGCAAGGCGCAUGCUCACUAAUGUAGCAGAAUGUCUGAAGCCAGAUGGAUAUUUUUUUGGGACCAUACCAGAUGCAUAUGAGAUAGUUUCUCGGGCACAAAAGUCUUCUGAUAACUCGUUUGGCAACAGGAUCUACAAAAUAAAACUACUAUUUGACACAAAGGAUGGCUAUCCUCUUUUUGGUGGAAAAUAUGAUUUUCAUUUAGAAGGAGUUGUAGACUGUCCAGAAUUUUUAGUUAAUUUUCAACUUCUUGUUAAAUUAGCAGCAGAAUAUGGUUUAGAACUAGUAUAUAAAGCAAGAUUUGCAGAUUUCUAUAAAGAUUAUUCAUCCAAGUACAAACAGCUGCUGCACAGGAUUAUUUGUUUCGAAAGUUACCCUGCACCUCCUGGCAAAGAACUCAUAGGGGACCAAUUUGAAUAUGAACAUGCCAAAGAGUAUGUGAAAAACAAUGAUAACAAGACUGAUAGAAUUGGUACAAUGAGCACUUGUGAGUGGGAAGUGGCAACGGUUUACAUGGCUUUUGCCUUCAAAAAGAUGAAAUGUACAUGGGAUACAAAUGGGAAGCCCAUUUACAAACCAUCAACAGAACCUCAAACACUCAAUCGAUAAACACUUAGUCAAUUACAUGAUGCAACUGAUACUGAAAGCAGAAAUCAAACUGUUCAUACUUUUAUAUAGCUAAACUUGCUAUUGGUGAUGUGUCUAAUUUUUAAGUUGCACAUGAUUCAAUAAUAUAUUGGUGAAUAUUAAAAAUUAUCAAGAAUUAACUCA